AUGCGUGCCGCUCUAUUCUAUGGUAAGGAGGACAUCCAAGUCAAAGAUGUGCCUGAUCCGACAGACUCGUGCGACAAAAUCCUAGUUGACAUCGAAUGGUGUGGGUUAUGUGGCUCUGAUCUUCAUCUAUUUCAGCAUGGCCCAGAAGUCUUCGGAGAUCUGACCAAACACGGCGAAGAGCUGCCGUAUGCUCUUGGCCACGAGUUCUGCGGCCGCGUGAACUCAGCACCACCGGGCUCAGGAUUCAAGCAUGGCGACCCGGUGAUGAUCGACCCCAGGCUUCCAUGCGGACAAUGCAUCGAAUGCAAAAGUGGCAAGGACUACGGAUGCCCCAAGCAAGGCGGCAUCGGCUACAAUCACAGUGGCGGCCUCGCGGAGAAAGUCACUGUACCAGCCAGAAACCUCCACCGGCUGCCGGAAACCGUGCCCCUCGAGUUCGCAGCGUUGAUUGAGCCGUUCGCUGUUGUCAUGCACGCGAUCCGAAAGCUAAAUAUCUCUGACUGGACAGAACAAGACGUCUUGGUUCUCGGAGGAGGUCCUAUCGGCUUCGCUUUGGUGAUUGCGCUACGCAGCUACAAGCCACGGAAAAUCAUUGUGUCAGAGCCGACGGCUGUUCGAAGAGAGAAGAUUGCCCAGUUCGUGGAUCUGGUAGUGGACCCUCUCGAGCGGAAUGUGCCAGCGGCUUGCCGACAGCUCUGCGCCGGCGGGGUCGAUGUCGUGUUCGACUGUGCGGGCUCGGCUCCCGGGCUGGUUGAUGGUCUGGAUGCCUUGAAGUGCGAGGGCAAAUACAUGAAUAUCGCUAUGCACGAAAAGCCGAUGACCUUGUCCGCUCUACCGCUCGCGUUAAAACAUGUCACCAUCAUAUUUUCAGCGGUCUAUAACGCAACCGACAUGGACGAAACCAUCAAAUUGUUUGCACAAGGCACUUUUCACGGCUACGAGGGAAUGGUCACCAAGAGGAUGCUCGUGGAUGAUGUUGUGAAGGAAGGGUUCAAGGAGCUUAUCGAGCAUAAGGACGACCAUAUCAAAAUCCUGAUCACCCCGAAAGCUCAUCUGAUUGAGGGCUAG
This is a messenger RNA of Exophiala bonariae, 1068 nucleotides long. RefSeq lists its product as uncharacterized. The transcript has 4 exons. The record is from RefSeq and is a predicted model, not a curated record. NCBI's taxonomy places the organism in Eukaryota, Fungi, Ascomycota, Eurotiomycetes, Chaetothyriales, Herpotrichiellaceae. Gene Ontology annotation, cellular component: cytoplasm. Gene Ontology annotation, molecular function: (R,R)-butanediol dehydrogenase activity. Gene Ontology annotation, biological process: butanediol biosynthetic process. The coding region runs from base 1 to 1068 and encodes 355 amino acids.